Messenger RNA from Hippoglossus stenolepis (Pacific halibut), 5777 nucleotides. RefSeq names its product zinc finger protein 654. Gene Ontology annotation, cellular component: nucleus. Gene Ontology annotation, biological process: regulation of transcription by RNA polymerase II. Bases 44 to 4369 code for a protein of 1441 amino acids. Lineage: Eukaryota; Metazoa; Chordata; Actinopteri; Pleuronectiformes; Pleuronectidae. The transcript has 12 exons. The record is from RefSeq and is a predicted model, not a curated record. Gene Ontology annotation, molecular function: DNA binding; DNA-binding transcription factor activity, RNA polymerase II-specific.
CGGGUUGCCAGGUUGACUGCGUGUUGUUGAGGCUGAUAGGAGGAUGCAACCACACAAACCUGGCAACUGGGACUAUGCGCUGGUAGCAGCAGCCAGUAUGGCGGACAGCGAAAGUGAUUUGGAAACAGACGGACUUGAAUCAGCUCUGGACUCACUGUGUGACAGACACUGCAGCGACGAGUCGACCCUGAACAGCAAAGACUACUGCUCUGAGUUCUGUGAGCUGGUUGAGGACUACACGGGGCAAUGGCAAGUUCCUCUUCCCCAGCUGAAGCUGCUGCGGACAGCACUCAGCAGUUUCACCAAAGCCACUGCUGCCUUCCCCGAUGACUGUCAGCACAUCUACCAUGUCCUCAGUAGCCUGGCCUUGAGCUUCUUUGAACUCAUGCUGUUUUUCAGCAAAGAAGAAUUUGUGGAAGCGCCUUUAAAAAACAUCCUUGAUUCCUUUCAGGAGUGUCACUUUCAGCUGCUAAGGCACAGGAAUGGCUACUUUCAGCAAGUGAAGCAGACCAUCAAAGCAGGCGGCCCAUGGGAGAAUCCAGUACUGCAAAGAAUCCUGAAGGAGGCAGACUUGCCACCCAAAGAGGUUGAUGAAUUCUUGAGCUCGGAGUUGCCGGUGUUCUUGGAGCUCCGGGUUCGGUACCUGCAGGCCUGUGAACGUAUGCAGGAGGCCAUGGGCCUGGCUAAAAGCUGCCUGGAGAAUCGUGAGGCUGGAAAGCAUCUGUUCUUUCAUCAGGCUUACCUGACCUGUCUCUGCAAGGCGUCACUGCACGAACAUCUUCACAAGGAGAUGGCAGAGAUAGACGGCCGAGAUGCAGUGGAGAUCAUCUGCAACACAGAGAGUGUGGAGAAGGAUGAGCUCCUUUUGUCACUGUGUAAAGCUUUCCUUACUCAGCAUCUUCACAAUGGGGACAUGUAUUACAUCUGGGACCUGGUGUUCAUCUGGAGUAGGCUGCACCUUCGGGCCCAUCCGUCAAGACAAGGCUUCCUGGCUGAGUGCCUAAAGUUGGCUUCCUCUGCUACCAAUGUCAGAGCCAUCUUCCCUUUCAUCAAACUGCUCACCACAGAGGUGGGAAGUGAAGGGAUCCAGGUCUGUGUGGAGCUUUGUGCCAGGGCCCUGCAGCUGUGUGACAUGCAGGCCGACUCUGUGACCUGCUCUCUGGUCUGCAAGACCAUCGCCUUCCUUCUGCCUCAUGACCUGGAGAUCUGUCGAGCUUGUGCUCUGCUCGUCUUCUGUCAAGAACGCAGCCUGGAGGCUUACAGAACCGUCUGCCUGCUUUAUAUGCAUCCCGACCAGGAGCCACAUCCAAACAACAGCCCUGUCCGGACCAAUGUCCGCUUCCAUAUUCUACAGAUGAUGAAGGAGCGCUUGUGUUUUGACCCUGAGUUCUGGAACCUCCUGACCAUCAGGACCCAUUGCAUGGAGCUGAUAAGUGACAAGGUCAUGAAGGCUGCUGUUAUGAAUGAGAUGAAAGAAGAAGAAAGGGAAUACAGUGAAGAGCUGUCAACAAAUUGUUCAAAUGACUCAUGUUCUCAAGAUCGCAGUUUGUGCAAGUGCACUGAAGCUACAGUUGCGAAGCAAGAACUUCCAGAAAAGCAGAUUGUAGACAAACAGGCAGAAAAGUGUGUUCCUCCAACAGAUAAAGUUCCCUUGAAGAGGAGAAAAUGGAAGAGAAGGCAACGAAGGAGAAAACAUUCUGUGUCUGAUGAUGAAGCAGAGCCUCGUGAUGAUCCAGAGUUCAAAUACAAUCUCCAGCCCACCUCUUUGGGCAAUAAGCCCAUGUAUUCACUAAGACGCAGUCACACUGACAAGGAAAACUCUGCUUCCACAAAGUUCCCUCUAAACCGCAAAAGAGAGUAUCUGUCUCGAUGUGUGAAGAGCCAAAUUUUGAAAAGGAAAGGCCAGAAGAAACGAUGGCUGCAAGGCCUUCCAAGGCUGGAGCAGGUACAGACUGUGAAAGAGAUAAAGGUCAAAGUUAAAGGGAAGAAACGAGGUCGGAAGCCUUUAUUCAAAUAUGAACUCUCUUAUCCUGAUAAUGAAAUAUUCCUGACAGUAGACGGAUCUGGUUUGGACGAGGAAACUGACACAGAGCUGGAAAUGCCACAUCUGGUGAAUGAACUUGAACAAAAAAGCGAAAACCAAGAGACUCAUCUUGAGCCGGUAAAUGAUCUUGAAAAGGAAAAUACUGUGGUUGUGCAAGAUACUGACGUGGUCUGUGUGAAUAGUCUAACUGAACAAAUCCAAGAGGAAUCUCAAACACGGCUUGGCUCAAAGCUUAGUGAAGGUCCUCCUGGUGAGGCUCAAGCUUCCAUCUCUGCCGUCGAAGCUGAUCCUGAGCUCGAUGGCCCACUCUUAGAGUUACUGGAUUGUCCAGUGGAUCUGCUGCACAGCUACUCCCUUAACUCCAGAAAGCCUGACAGUGAAAAACUGCAACCUGAAGAAUCCUCCGCGCCAGAUGGGCUGAAUGGUGAUGCAGAAGAGGAGCCCCUGUCCCAAAUGGAAACAGAAGUCUCUAAACUCAAGGUGAAAACCAAGAGAACGUGGAGGGACAGAAUGCUCCGUACUCAACAAUACGCUCAUUUGGCACACCACUGCACUCUCUGCCGUAAAGACUAUAAAGGCUUGAAUGUUAUGAGGCAUGCUCUCUCACACCUCAAGAGAAGGAAAAUCAGAUGUAUACUCUGUGGAAAACGCUUUAAACAGUUCCCUUUUGCCAAAAAGCAUGUUAUGGACCACUUUGAUGAAAUGUGCAAACAAAAACCCCCUGACAAGGAGCCCUGCACCAUGGACACUCCAGCUGCUAAUGGAGUAGCAGAAAAUGUGGAGAAUCUGAACCAGCCUCAGAAUGAAAUUCAGACUCACAUUUCUGAUGAGGAAAUUCCUGAGCGGAAAACUAGCAGCAAAAUCAAAGUUUCCAGCCUCAAGAGAGAAGAUCGAAUCAUCAGAAACCUCCGCACCCUCAUCAAAAAGACGUCCGUGCUUCACAAAAAGUGCAAGAACCCUAAUGCAAAUAUUUUCAAGCGGGUAGAUUUCAAGGAUGAGCAGGUCGACAUUAAAGACGGCCUGGUGAUCGUACGAGAACCGUCUGUGAUUGAGAGGGAAGGGCCCGAUGAGGGGGAGAAGAAGCCAGCAGAAGAAAAUGGCUACGGUGUGGACAUCACAUAUCACCUGUGCCCGUCAGUGUUGUGUGAUCGAGUAUUUUUGAAGGUCAGCACCACACUGACGAAGCACGCUCUCAAAUGCCACAUAAAGGAAGAGGACGUGCUGGAGAAGACUUUUAUUUGGGCCAAGCACAAGUGUACCCUCUGCCUCAGGCAGUUGCAGUUUCUCCAGAAUUAUAAAGACCACAUGAAAUUCCAUGAUAGUCCUCUGCAACACUUCUGCUACCAUCUAGAGUGUGACCAGCGUUUCUUGACGCAGCAAGAACUGAAGGACCACGUGAACACCCACAAGCCCUUCAGACCCCAGUGUCCCUUCACAGACUGUGAGAAGCUCUUCUCGAGCCUUCAAGGCCUCUACGAUCACGAAUGGAGACACUACAUCCCAGCUCCUCAAAGAGAGGAGUUGGAGUUAAAGGCCGACAGAAAGAUAAAGCAAAAUUCGGAAGCUCCGUGGAAGCAGAGGGUGAAGGUCGAGGAGUUGUGGCUGCAGAAUAAAAAGGGACAGAGGGAAAGUCCUAUCCCAGAUCACGUCGAGGCCUCGCAUGUUGAGGAUCUCAGAGAAAUGAGCCAAACCGAGAAGCAGGAUUGUGAAGCAAAUCUUUCAAACAGCAGUGAAGACCUGUCGAAAUCAGAUGAUCUUACAGAGAAACCAGUCAGUCAUGAUGACAGCGAAGCCACUAUCAAUGGAUUUGAGGAUGUGGCAAGUUCCCAUGCUGGAAGUAAUUCAACCACUCCACCUAAGAAAGUUCGAAAAAGAACGAUAGUCCAGUUGGACCCUCUGAAUGUCCGAGACCUUGAGGAUUUGUCCACUUUGGUUGAGGGAGUCCAGCAGAAGCUGGGAGAGCCGCACAUCACCGAGCACAAGACCUUCAGACCCGAGGAUCCGUCCUACGCCACGUUCGUCAAAGCCCCCUUCAUCCGGCCGCCGCCCUCCACCUACCUGGAUGAAUCUGUGCUCUCCAUGCGCAAGAGGAGGGCCACCGAGGAGGUUGGUCAGAGGAAAAAUGUCUACUGGAGCAAUAAGAAGAAGAAGGAGCCCGAGCUCAAGAAGGAGCAGAAGGUGGACAACACGGCCCCUGAGCAGAAGAUCAGACAACGCUGUGACAAAUGUUUGUCCUCCUUUGGCAGCUUAGAAGAACUAAAGAAACACCAAGCACUCAACACCUGCUCUUCACUGUUUGGCUUCGAUUCUGACGAUGAAAGUUAGUGCUUGAAGAGGAGCUGAAGCUGGAAUGACCAUUAUACUCCGUCACCUGGCUCAGGGCAAACCUUGAACAUAGAUCAACACUGGAACCUUUUCUUAACACUCAGAUACAGAUAACACUCAGAUUAUUGCAUUCAUGGACACCUGUGUGUCAACAAAGGCAGGAUAUGUGCCAAAAUGGUUAUUUGGAGGAUUUUAUUUAUUCAUAAAUAACAUUUAUAAAAUAUUUGGAGGAUUAUAUUUAUUCAUAAAUCUUCUUAAGCAAUAAGUGAAUCCGUGUUAAAUAUUCCUUUUCGGUCAAAUCAGUGAUAAAUCAAUAAUUUCCUUCAAUAUUUUAUCACAUUUGAAAACAAAAUGGGACUUUUUCUUCUCGUCGUAUCUAAAAGUUAUUCUGGAAAAUGUGUGAUAACUAGGAAACCAAAUACAGCCCAGGACAGCCUCCCGAGAGUAAAAGUACACAAUAGUAUCUAUAACAUAACUUCACCCUGAUCAGUAUUUAUUUUUAGACCACAGAAUGACAGUGUUGUAAUGACAAAACCUUUCUGGACCUAACACACCGCUGUUAAGUUCGUAUGGUAUGGAUUUUACCUGCAGCGCAUCACGAUCAGUGUUUUCAGCUUCAUGAAACAUUCUGAAGUUGUGGUAAUUAAUGAAAAGUUGAGCAGCACGGUGUGUAUGUUGCUCUCUCUGUUAUGAAUGUACAGUCUUCCAGAUGAAUCAUGUGCCGCUCUGAGUUCUUUGUAGAGAGGUCGUAUGAAAAAACAUCCAAUUAUACACGACGAUAACUGUGGACAUGUGUUGGUCGUGUUCUUUUUCCACGUCUCUAAAUUACAAGAUUUUAUUUUACUUUUCAAUAAAUCCUCCAAACCUUUGUCAAAUAACUUUUAAAACUGAAAGAGGACGUGUUUCCAGUGCGUGUGAGCUGCUGCUUGUUUGUAACAAGGCUCAACAGUGUUUACCUUUUGUUAACUGGACUUCUGGUGAUGGCAUGUCAACAUUGAUCAAAAUGUCUGAAACCAUGUAAAUCAGCCUUCGUACUGUCACAAUAAUUCUCUGUACAGCAUAGGAGUUAUUCAUAAUUCUAUUAGUGCCAAUACUGAAUCAGUGUUAGACUGUAGGCGAAGAUUGAACAUUGAACCAGUGACACCAGUUUGCUUUGAAUUUCAAAGAUCAUGUAUUUCAUCCUGUUGAAUAUCUGAGACCGGUCCUCAGUUGUGUAUAUACUUAUGAGAAGGUUGAUCUGUUUGAUAACUUUUUAACGUAAUGUUUUUAUGGGACUGUGCACUUAAACCUGCUUAUUUAUAUGUAAAAAUGUGAAUAGAUUGGAUUUGUACAGGUAAUGACUCCUCAUCUAUUUUUCAUAAAGAAAAGGUGAUUAAAUUUGUUUGAAUAAACAAACGGUGAAUCUAAA